Molecule: messenger RNA, 1343 nt
Organism: Aspergillus sclerotioniger CBS 115572
Lineage: Eukaryota; Fungi; Ascomycota; Eurotiomycetes; Eurotiales; Aspergillaceae
Product: protein GET4
Exons: 4
Coding region: 199-1242 (347 amino acids)
Biological process (GO): protein insertion into ER membrane
Cellular component (GO): TRC complex; cytosol
Molecular function (GO): protein binding
Source: RefSeq, a predicted model, not a curated record
AAAGUCGCCCGCUAUCGACUUCCCGGCCACAGUUGCUUGACGUCGUCAACCAUACCUCAGAGUAGGCGUUUCGGAUUAGGUGGUCAUCGCCAUUUGGUUUCUUCUUGGACUCAUGUGCUGUAGCUUGUACCGAUCUACCACGCCUCCCGUUCUCAGUCCAUCUCCGAUUUAAUUGUCACCCCUGGUGAUUCAUUCAAGAUGACCUCACGUAUCGACAAGACGAUUGCUCGACAACAAGAAAAGAUCGCUUCUGGUGCCUACUACGAAGCUCACCAGCAACUGCGGGUCAUCGCUGCGCGAUACAUCAAACAAGCCAACUACAAUGCGGCAGCAGAGAUCCUGGCUGGCGGCGCCACUGCUCUUCUGAGGGCUGGAUCUCAGCAGGGUGCUUCUGCUAGUGGCGGAGAUUUGGCGAUCAUGCUGGUGGUCGAGGUCUACACAAAGGCGGGGUGGGAGAUUACUGGAGGGGACGACGAUACGGAAGGGCGGGCGCGGAAGAAGCGCUUAAUCGAACUUCUGCACGAAUUCCCAUCCGAAGAGCCCACUCGGAGAAGGUUUAUUCAGGAAAUCAUCGGCUGGAGUGGCCGAUUCGGACCUUUGGAAAGAGGCGACCCCGACCUGCAUCAUGCCGCUGGAUCGGUAUAUGCGGAAGACCAUGAACCCUAUGACGCGGAGAAGCAUCUCAUCUUCGGUACCUCUGAAUCCGCCGAGACUCUGGCUAAACUCGAGUUCGAGUGGUACACCCAUGACGAACCGCACACGGCGGCAAUCUAUGCAUCUCGCGCAGUAUUCCCGUACCUUUUGAUCGGAAACCUUCGCAGCGCCAACAAAGCCUUCCUUAUCUUCACGUCAAAGCUUUCCUCCUCGAACCCCUCACUUGGUGUGCAAGAGGUCAGCAGCGCUAGUUCCGACGCACGAGUCUUCCCCGCACUGGCCUUGGUCAACUUCAUAAGCAUGCUGCUUCUCACAAUCCAGCGUGGUAGUUCGGAUCUGUUCAAGCAGUUGACUGCGCAUUAUGCAUCCCAGAUCAGAGAUGUCGGACUUUGGGACGAUGCACUGUCCCAGCUUGGCGAACAGUAUUUCGCAAUCAAGGUCCCGAGGCAGAGCAACCCCCUGUUGGAUAUGAUGAGCGGUAUGCUUUUUGGUGGCGGUCAGGAUAACGCUGGUGCUCGGAGGGCACCUCAGGGCAGAGGGGGAUCAAAGAGGGUGGAAGCGCCCCCUGCGAGUCUGGAGCUCGACUAAGACUUUGCCGGGCAUUCUGGCGAUAUAAAGAAUGUAAUUUGAUCACAUCCUCCGCCAUGCAUAAUAAUGAAUAUAGACAAACGGGGCGCGAAUGGAAUGAU